Strongylocentrotus purpuratus (purple sea urchin) is the source of this 4168-nucleotide messenger RNA. RefSeq lists its product as uncharacterized. The record is from RefSeq and is a predicted model, not a curated record. Gene Ontology annotation, molecular function: zinc ion binding; metalloendopeptidase activity. The transcript has 6 exons. Gene Ontology annotation, biological process: collagen catabolic process; proteolysis; extracellular matrix organization. Lineage: Eukaryota; Metazoa; Echinodermata; Echinoidea; Camarodonta; Strongylocentrotidae. The coding region runs from base 347 to 2425 and encodes 692 amino acids. Gene Ontology annotation, cellular component: extracellular matrix.
AAGAAACCCUUAAGUUUCGCGUGUUCUAAAUUAAGUUUUGGAAUCUGACUGUAAUUUUGAUCCCCUCGAUACUGGCUACACUUUUGCUCUCUGUCUUCGAUAGUUCGCCAGACUUUUUUUAGUCGACUCCGGUUUCAGUAAUACCCAUUAUCAUACGUUUAAGAUUUGUUACGUUACUUACUUAAAUGUGCUGUAUCUAGUUGUUUCGGCGAACAUUUCGUUAUUCGUUGAAUAGUAGAAGGUUUUUUUCUUCCGUAAAAGGAGGAAACAGGAACGUGUGACAGCAGAAGGGAGAAAGAAGAAACGACUAGGCCUAAUCUUAAAGAAUAGAAUCGCUCUUGCCAACAUGGUGACUCUAACAACGUUAUAUUUACUCGUGUUGGGUGUGACGUGUUUGAUGGCGACGCCGAUACAUUGGGAUUCUCUAAGUGAGGGACACGGAUCCGACGCCACUGACUCGUAUUCGAGGGAUGACGAAGAUAUAGAAGAUGGGAUGACAGAGGAGGAUUCGCCUUCGAAUAAUGAUGAGUUUACGAAAUAUCUUGAGGACUAUGGUUUUCUGCCCCAAACAUUGCCCGGUCAAAGUGGUCCAGAUACAGCAGAAGCAAAUCUUACCGGCGCCAUUUUGAAAUUUCAAGAAUUCUUCAAGCUACCUGUAACCGGGAUAGCUGAUGACCGGGUACAAGAACUCUCGCUUCUACCUCGAUGUGGCAUACCGGAUGUACUGUCUUUCUCGCUUGGCUGGUUCCGGUGGUAUGACCUCAACUUGACCUAUCGUAUUGUCGAACUUCACGAUAACAUGCCUUUGGGUCGUCAAGUCAUCGGUGAUGUCGUUCGAGAUGCAAUGCAGAUGUGGAUGGACGUCACAUCAUUAAUAUUGUGCGAGGUGGUCGACCAGAACAUCGAUGCCGACAUUCAUAUUCGUCAUGUCUUGGGCGAGCACGGUGAUGGUAUCUCUUUCGAUGGGCCAGGCGGCAUCCUCGGUCACGCCUUCCUACCGACACACGGCGAGAUCCAUUUCGAUGCCGCCGAAAAUUGGACAGUGGGAAUAGCUGAUGGGAUCGACUAUGUGCAAGUCGUUGUCCAUGAGAUCGGGCAUGCUCUGGGUUUGACGCACUCCGGCGUAGAGGGCUCUAUCAUGUAUCCAUUCUAUCAAUUCCGUCCUAAAGUUGAGCUCCAGGAUGAUGACAUUCAGGGAAUACAGCUGCUGUAUGGAACACCCAAUGAUCUUCCAGAAGACGUAAGAGACCAAAGGUGUCCAAAUAUUGAAACGAGCAGCUCGCUAUCGGGACCAAGUCAGGUUACAGAAAUAAUAAGCACUCCCCACCCCACCGAAGGAGAAAUACCUUCUACCACCGUGGUUUCCCGAAUGGAAACGACAGACCUUGAGGUGCCAACAUCGUCAUCAACACCGACAGUAUCUUUAACUUCAGCGACAACACUGAUCAUCACAAACUUGGGAACUUUAUCAACUAAAUCAACUCAAAGCCCCGAUUUGUUAGAAUCGGCUACAAUAAUACGUGCAAGCUCUAACGAUUUAAGGACAACUCUUGCCAACACAAACUCGGACACUAAAGCAACGACAAUAUCAACAUCAGCAGUGCUAACCUCUAGUCCGUCAACAUCGCCCUCAUCACGAACAAAUUCUAUCAUUUCAACAAAUCCUGCCUCUUCUUUAGCAACUUCGACGACAAUGAAGUCAACAACAUCUGGAUUAAGAUUGUCCAUAUCACCUACAACAUGUACCAGGUCCGAUACAACUUCUCCUGUCAUCACAAAGUCUUUAAUAACAGUUAUAACAGUAUCAGAAAAAACAAGUGCUUCUCUAGAAUCAUCAUCACCAUCGUCAUCACCAUCGUCAUCACCAUCGUCAUCAGCACCGUCGUCACCACCAAGAUCGUCUUCAUCAUCAUCAUUAUCAUCAUCAUCUUUACCUCCGUCAUCAUCUUCCUCAUCACUGCCAUCAUCACUACCACCUGCAUACUUGCAAUCAUCAUCACCACCAUUCUCAGAAACAAAAUCGUCGACACCAUCACCAUCACCACCAUCGUCGCCACCAUUCCCAUCAUCACCAUCAUCACCAUCAUCAUCAUGGUCACCUCCUCUCAACUCAUUAACUCCAACUUUAGCAGAGAGAGGAGAAACUGAAACAUCAUCAGCAACAUUCACCGAAACAGGAACAAUGGUAGGAACAACACAAUCAGUGGCAGCAAACACACUACCUCAAAACGGCAACACAGAUUUCACUGACGUCAUUCAAACUGUCCCAUCUACGACCACAGAGUCGAUACCAAUGGCGCCAGUGGUUUCAGACAAUCAUGGAUUAGGUCAUAUUGGUGGCGAACAUAAUGACAGGAACUCUGGAAAUUCAAUGCACAAUGCACACAUAUGGAGUUUGUUAGUACUAAUAUUUUAUCUGGUUUAAAUACACUACCGGUAAAAACAAUUAUCAACGAAAUUUGUCAAACCCUUACAACGUUCUGCAUUUUUUAUGUUUCUUGAGAAUGUGAAUAAUUAGAGCUUAUAUCUAAAAUGUUAUUUGCAUAAAUAUCUGCACCCACUUUUUCAAGUACACCCAAAGUGCCCCCUUUAGGCCUACUUAAGAAAAUAGAUAUUUUUACUUUCUUUAAGUGUCCCUUUGCUCUUAUAAGUUUUUCUUUGCCCAUCUUAUAAGUGCCCCUUUUCAAGUGUGAGAAAUACCCACUUUCAUUUCUGAUAGGUGCCCCUUAUUUUUUGAUAUGUGCUCCUUCUCCUUUCUAAUAAAUGUCUUUCCCCUUCUGAUAAGUGCCUCUUAUACUUUGUUAAACGUGCCCAAUUCCCCCUACUAACAAAUGCCCUUUGUCACCCCCAGGGCCCCCAUUUCACAAAACUUGUCAUUAGUGACAAAUUAUAGAUUUUGUUAUAAUCUAGUGAAAUCCUUGCUUCUGAUUGAUUAUUGUAAAAACAACCCCCGACGAACUAGUACUUCAACAAGCUCUGCUUCUAGUUAGUUCCUCUUUUAUCGUGCCAUUAAUAUUAUAUUUGUCUUGAUGAUUGUACAUUUUGUUGUAAUAUGCUUAAUGCACUGUGUUAUGUUUUGCAUGAGAAAUAAAAUAAUUUGAGUCUUGAUAAAUCACUUGAAUCUUGUUAUCAGCAGAUUUGUCAUUAAAAAAAAAGGCUUUGUGAAACGGGUCUCUGAUGACCACCACCUCUUUCAUAUCAUCGUAAUCACAAUCACCCUCCUUCCCCAUCAUCAUCUAAUCAUCCUCCUCCUCCUUCUAUUCAUCAUUUUCAUCAUGACAACUGCCCUCCUCAUCACAACCUCUUCCUUGUUGCCAUCAUCCCAAAGAUCACCCAUCUCCUAAUCAUCAUCUUAAUCAUCAACUACCAUCUUUUUCUUUAUCCUAUAACUGCCCUCCUGUCCAUCAUCAUUAUUACCUCGUCCUCCUAUUCCUUAUCGUCCUAAUCAAUGUCUUUUAUUUCUAUAUCCUUUUAAUUGCUAUUUCAUCGAUUUGAUUCCCGUUCCUUUGUGAGAUCAUUGUGGUCUUAAAAGCAGCCAUUAUGAUGUUGAAUAUUGACCUAAAAAAUAUCUUACAGACACAAUAAAAACUGUCUCAAAUUCAUUUUGUUGUUGUCAUGUUUCUAUUUUAUUUUGUUGAGAUGCAUAACAAUAAAGAUUGCACAUGAGAAAAGAUACAUAUUGCCAAAAUUAAAAACAGAAGCACUGAAUGCAUCAUUAGACAGACAUAUAUUACACACUUUGUCUUAUAAAAAAAAAGAUUUAUCAAACUUCUACACAAUUCCCACAUGAUAAAUAGAUGUUAAAUAUAUUUCUCCAUUACCAAAUAUUAUAUAUUCAAAAUCUUGCGGCUUGGCAGUAGAUUCAAAUUAACAUAUCUGAUUUUUUUUCUUCCAAGGCAGAAGUCUGAAUUAUGGUGAAAUGAUAUAAUAACGAUCUUGCAUUGAAUUCAUAAUGAUAUACAAUGCUUCAGGAUGAAAAAUAUUUUCAAAGCUUCCUUCCAAGAUUAAACAUGAGAUCUACCUCAGCAGAAGUAUAAAAACAAGUACAAAAUAAUUACAUGAGAGAAAGCAUAAUAUAUAAAAGUGUGAGGUAAUUUUUUAGUGUUUAGGAUAUGACUAUCGGUGGUCUCUAAAUUCCAUUCCUCUCCUUUUAUAUCGUACAGGUGGG